Molecule: messenger RNA, 864 nt
Organism: Pristis pectinata (smalltooth sawfish)
Lineage: Eukaryota; Metazoa; Chordata; Chondrichthyes; Rhinopristiformes; Pristidae
Exons: 3
Coding region: 1-864 (287 amino acids)
Source: RefSeq, a predicted model, not a curated record
AUGCGCAAAAAACCAGGCACUAGAGUUUUGCUCAGCCCCCGCCUGUACCCCCGGAUCCUGCAUCCGCGGCAUCUCCAGCCCCUGAUCAUAGCCGGGCCCGGGCUUGUCCGGCACCACCUGCCACCGAGAGUCUGCCCCCGGUCCCCCCGCCAGUCCGACCCACCACUCACUGACCCCGCUGUAAACCGGGCUGUGGGUCACCGGGAAGCCGACAACGCCCGGCAGAGCUUCUACACUCCAACCCGCCCCGGCUACCCCGGCCCCCGCCACACGACAGCCCCGGUUACCCCGGCCCCCGCCACACGACAGCCCCGGUUACCCCGGCCCCCGCCACACAAUCCGCCCCGGCUACCCCGGCCCCCGCCACACGACAGCCCCGGUUACCCCGGCCCCCGCCACACAAUCCGCCCCGGUUACCCCGGCCCCCGCCACACGACAGCCCCGGUUACCCCGGCCCCCGCCCACACAAUCCGCCCCGGUUACCCCGGCCCCCGCCACACGACAGCCCCGGUUACCCCGGCCCCCGCCACACGACAGCCCCGGUUACCCCGGCCCCCGCCACACGACAGCCCCGGUUACCCCGGCCCCCGCCACACGACAGCCCCGGUUACCCCGGCCCCCGCCACACGACAGCCCCGGUUACCCCGGCCCCCGCCACACGACAGCCCCGGUUACCCCGGCCCCCGCCACACGACAGCCCCGGUUACCCCGGCCAUGAACCGCAGCCGCUCCUCAGGCCGAGGGUCGGCACUACGCCUGCGCGGUAAACCUGCUGCCACGCAACGCCGGAGGUCCCCACAGCGCCGCCAGUGGCUGGAGGACCGGAGCGACAAUGCAGCUGGUUCUCGGCAAGGGGCGCUUUGA